Messenger RNA from Brassica napus (rape), 4993 nucleotides. Its product is annotated as F-box/kelch-repeat protein At3g27150-like. Gene Ontology annotation, molecular function: protein binding. NCBI's taxonomy places the organism in Eukaryota, Viridiplantae, Streptophyta, Magnoliopsida, Brassicales, Brassicaceae. The transcript has a single exon. The record is from RefSeq and is a predicted model, not a curated record. Bases 1180 to 2520 code for a protein of 446 amino acids. Gene Ontology annotation, cellular component: cytosol.
ACAGCAACUAAAUACAGUUUGGUUAGAAUCAGGUUAAUCAUAGGGUGUUUAAUUAAUACUUAACUUUAUUUUUAUAAAUUUUAUGUGUUAUAUAUACAAAUAGACUUUGAUCAAAGAAAAAAUAGACAAAUCGACUUUCAUUAUAACUGGAAAGUAAUCUUUUAAUUUGAAAUGUAACCUUUUUAUUUUACAAGUAUUAAAUUUGUUAUUUAUUAAGUUCUUAAUGAAUGCAUACAUACUUUUUAAAAUUGCAAUGGAUUAAAAUAAGUAUGUUCAUCGAAAGGCAAAAAAAAAUCAAAAAUAUUUUCUGUCAAACUAAUAAAUAUUCUCAAACAAUUAACAAAAACUUAGUCAAACCUGCAAAGAGUCACUAAUUAGUAGUUUUAUGAUGUAUGGGAAAAAACAAAAACAAACUUACAAACGUUUAGUCAAGAUUUCUAUAGAAUUUAUUAUUUUGAUUUAUGGUAGAAGGUUGAAUAACCAUAUUGCAUUACUAUGGUAAUAAAAUUAAACAAAAGAUAAUAAUUAUGGUAGAGAAUUCAAAACAGAUAUACUAUAUAUAUCUGAGUAACUGAGUCAAGAUUUCAUAUGUAUCUUUUCAAUUAACUAUAUAUAAUUGGGACUCAAGUGUGAGUUCAAUAAAGCAUUUUAUAUAAGCUUUUAAGGUACACAUGCCAAUUUUAUAAUAAUCCUAAUCUCUAAUUAUAUUAAGACAUACUCAGAUUUUUAUACUGUAUCACCAUCAUAAAAUAUAUCUAUCUUUGUCACAAUAUGCUUUAUUUUCAAAUUAUAUCGAUCAACUUACGUUAAAUAAUACAUAUUCCCAUUUUCAUAUUUUCUAAGUUCUUCAAAUAGUAAAAAUUGUAAUCAUAAAAAGCCAGUAAUUAUAUGUUUUUAGAAGAGUGAUUUUCCAUUUCCAUCGUGUUAAAAAUUUUCAGAUUACAUUUAUUGUUUUGUUUGCUUAUACUGGCUCUCGCUAUUGUUUAAAGUAAUGAUAUAAUUUUUUUACUCUCUUGAAGUAUCAAUUUCUGAAUAUAUCAGAAGUUUACAUAAGCAUUAACUAAUUAUUUUUUUUAAGAAGAUUGAGUUCAAUUUAGUUAAUGAAAUUUUGAGUCUCUUUGAUUUUCCAGUUUACAUAAAAAAAAACUAUUCUGGAAUUCAGAUUCUUGCAACUGGGUGAUGUUACUUAAUGUAUUAUUUUGGAAUUUACAGGAAAUGAUGUCAAAAGAGAUGGUUAAAAUAAAUCCAGAUAUGCUAAUGCUAAGUGAUGAUCAGACUCCUAAGAUUGGAGCUAGCUUGAGCCAAUCUAAACGAAGGAAGAUUUCAAUUGUUGGCAUUAAACCCAACAUACCUGACCUGAAUGUGAAACCUUGUUAUGAUUCUGAUGAGGAAGAAAAAGGAGAAAUUACAAAAACAUUUCAGAAUCUUGCAGGUUUAAAAUCUCAUGAUGGAUGUUAUGUUCAUCAUAAGCUUUUGUACGAGCUUGAGGUCGAGAUCUUUGCUCGUCUUCCAUGCUUUGAAUACUGGAAACUGCAGUUUCUUAACAAGAAAUUUUUGCAGUUGUUAAAAAGUGGUGAAAUUUUCAGGGUGAGACAAGAAAAAGGCCUUGUGAAACCCUACGUGAUUUUGCAUUCAGGGGCUGAUUCAAAUUGGGAAAUGUUUGAUAAGGAUUUUAAAACCUUUCAGAAACUUCCUAAAGUUCCUUCUUCUGACUAUUGCUUUUUCCACAGCGAUAAGGAAACAAUUAGUGUGGGUACUCAGUUAAUUGUCAUUGGAAGAGAAAUAGAGGGAAUUGUGGUGUUUCGCUACGAGCUAGAGAAUCAUAAGUGGUUCAAAGGUCCUUCAAUGAUCACACCGAGGGUCAUGUACGGUUCUGCUAGCCAUGGAAAAACCGCAUUUUUUGCAGGAGGCAUUCAAAAGGAUGACAAUGAGAACCCUAUAGUUGUUCGAACCGUAGAAAAGUAUAAUGCUGAUACAAAAAGUUGGACUAUGAUUAAUGGAAUGCAUAAAGCAAGGAAGUUCAGCUCAGGAUGUUUCUUGCGUGGAAAGUUUUAUGUCCUCGGUGGCCGAGAUGAGAAUGAUAAACACCUCACUUGUGGAGAAAGUUAUGAUGAGACCACAAAUUCUUGGGAGUUGAUACCUGACAUGUUAAAGGACAUGACAUUCAUUAUUCCUUCCCAAUCUCCGCCUCUUAUAGCUGUGGUUGAUGACAAUCUAUACAUGUUGGAGACAUCUUUGAACGAGCUUCGCGUAUAUGAUAUAAACACAAAUAUUUGGAAGAAACUUGGUGUUGUCCCUGUGAGCGCAAACACUACCUUUGGUUGGGGGACUGCGUUUAAAUCUAUGGGAGAUAGACUUCUGGUUGUUGGAACUUCUCACUCUUGGCAUAGGAAAGCAAUAGUCUACUCAUGCCGUCCUUCUCCAGACGUGGAAGAGCAGCACUGGGAAGAAUUAAAAUAUUGGUGCACUGGUGCUGAGCUCCCACCGUUUAUUCAUAACUGUUGUGUUAUGUUUGCUUAAAGUUGUUUCCGAGGCAAACUUGUUUUGUAUUUGUGCUUACAAUAAUUGGGUGGCCAUUUGGAACCCCGAAACAAUUAAAAUUGUGGUUUUCUGUUGUUUUUGUUUUCUGAGUUUUUGUUUUUGCAUUUGGGAUUAAAAUGUUGUUGUUUUCGUUUAUAAGUGCUUAUGUUUGUGCAAAAAAAAAAAAGAUUAAUGAUGUUUAUGUAAUGCUUAUUGAAUUUUAUAGUUUUGUUUCCCCCUCCCCUCUUUAGCCAUUAAUGUUACCUAAUCAUGUUCAGCUAAAAUCUUUAUCAUGUUUCGGUUUGUUUUUCCAAAAAAUUAGGUUUACAGAAGUUAUAUACCACAUUAAAAUCAUAUAUAAUUUUUACUUGCUUGGUUUGGACAACUAGAAUUUUCAGGUUAUUAGGUUUUUAACCAUAAACAAUGGUUGUAUUUUUUAAAAUAAAAUUGCCUAUUUUAUUUUACAUGGUUAGAUAAUCGAUUUACUAAAAACAUAGAAUGUACUAAUUUAACUUUGGUAAUUUUGAUAAAACAUUUUUAUUAUAUUUUAUGUGAACCCAAAUUGUAUUAUUUACCCAGAGGAGUUGAAAAUACAGGAGUUAUAAAUAAUUAGAAAUAAGAAAGCAACAGUUAUAAAAAUGUGCUUGUUUAUCAUCUAUAAAUAAUAAUAAGAAAGACGUUGUUAUUUUUAUAUUAUUAUUAAUCAGUUUGAUACUAGCGGCUUGAUCCCCGUAACUAGUUACUAGAUAAUCCCAAUUCGAAAAUCCAUGAUCAAUGAUUUGACUUCACUAUAUGUUGUUUCUUUGAAGCCAACUUAAAGAACUAUCUGAAGCUAUAGGGGCAUCAGAUUUCUCAUCGUAAAAGUGAACAUUGUGAGCUACUUAAAAUGAUACCAGAGAAACAGUAAAUAUCUAUUGCAUUAUGACAAACAUAAUUUUUUUUAUAAUCUAACAGCAACUAAAUACAGUUUGGUUAGAAUCAGGUUAAUCAUAGGUUGUUUAAUUAAUACUUAACUUUCUUUUUAUACAUUUUAUGUGUUAUAUAUACAAAUAGACUUUGAUCAAAGAAAAAGUAGACAAAUCGACUUUCAUUAUAACAGGAAAGUAAUCUUUUAAUUUGAAAUGUAACCUUUUUAUUUUACAAGUACUAAAUUUGUUAUUUAUUAAGUUCUUAAUGAAUGCAUACAUACUUUUUAAAAUUGCAAUGGAUUAAAAUAAGUAUGUUCAUCGAAAGGUAAAAAAAAUCAAAUUUCUUUUCUGUCAAACUAAUAAAUAUUCUCAAACAAUUAACAAAAACUUAGUCAAACCUGCAAAGAGGAGUCGCUUGUGACAUAGGGUCACUUCAAGUUUUUAAUUGGCCAAGUGGGUCACUGGAAGUUUUAAUUGUCGAAACGGGCCGCUAGGGGGGAGAGAAAUAAACCGGUGACGAAUUUGGCCUUAUGACCCGUAAUGUUCUGGGCCGUGACCCAUGAAACUCUUGAAAGUGUCCCAGACGAAACGACCCUAAGACUUAGCGACCCAAGCGGCCCAGAAGUUUCCGCACAUGUGAGUUCGAGAAUUUUUUUUUUUUUUUUGGGUGACCGGUAGUAAAGGUUAAAGGUAAUAUUAACCAUUCAUUUUCCCGCCGUUCACUGUUUUCUGAUAUUUGUGGUAAUAUUAAUUAAACUAAUAUGUUAUAAAACGCUAACUGGGUAAUGGUGAGAAGCAGCUAAGAACUGGUGUACAACUAAAAGAAGCAACCCUACGAUAAGAAGAUAUUCCCAUCCUCUGAGGCCGUCGAUGCUUAUCCACCGUAACUGAAAAGGAUGGAAACAAUUAGCGGUGGUCGGAACGUCGGGUCAAGUAGUGGUGGCACACGUAGUAAGGAAAUCAGGACCAACACCGACGAAGGUACAGAGUUUGAGCUCUAAGUUUCUGUAUUUGUUUUUACAAUUGUGUGCUUCCUCUAUUUGGCAAAUGACACUAACGGGUGCUCAUGCUUGGACCGUAGGUCUGUGUAAUUCUUGCAUUGUGGUUAUGGCUGGGAGGUGGAUAAUGUUUGACAAUGGAGCUUGGGAUUUCAAGAUAGACAAUGAUAGAAUGGGUAGAGCCGUCGAUUCGUCCAGAAUUAGAGGUGCUGAGGAGUUAAAAACGUGUAUUGUAGCUGCGUAUGGGCUUUUGGGAAAGGAAGUGUUAGCCGAGAUGUCGUAUUGGCUGAAUGAUGGAGAGAGUGAAAUGGUGGGCCUACUGGCUUCUCCUGUCGAGAUAGCAACGGACAAAGAUUUCAGGAUUUUCAAGGCGCUUCACCGGGCAGACAAAUCCGUCAAUCUCUUCGUAACAUUAAGAGAAAGUGUUGGAGGAGAAAUGAUAUUUCUAAGGUCGGAACGAGUAAUACGGGUCUAAAUGAAUGCACCCGUUCGACCUCCUGAUGAAGAUGUUGCUUUUUUGAUGGAAGUUCAGCAAAUCGAAGAACGCUAUAAACACAACUCUCAGUC